CUCCAGUUCUUCACAAGUCCAAAGUCUAGACCACUACUCUAACGAUUAUUACUCCUUCAAACCUCCUCCCCCAUAUUUCCCAUACUUCCUCUUCCUUCAUUCCCUAAUCCCGCAAUCCUUAAUUCCUUCCAAAACUCCUACUCAAUUCCUCUUUCCCUUCUUCUCCCUGUCUUUUCUUUCCCCUGUCUGUCCGCUCUACUUCUCCCACCUUAACCUUAACCUUCCCCUCUCCUCUCCACCCCCACUCCCCCAGUCGCUGAUCAUUAGAUCACUACCCGCGAUCGUCGCUAUACACUUCUACACUCUAUACUCUAUACUUCUUAGUGGCAACCGGACUUUUGAUACGAUCUGCACUUUUGCAACCCGUCUAUCAUCUAACCGUCAACCAUCGAUUGUCGGUGGUUGACCAAUUUACAACCCCGCAAAUCCUCGUCUCAGGCACCCAGUCAGCCUUAUGACGGUCAUCAGCUUGGUAAUGCAAAACCGCCGGGGCCAUGCCUCCGCCAAGCGUACGCUCCGCCUACCCAUCAUCGCCCCGAAGGAGGAAGUCCUCGAGGGCAAAUCAGACAAGAGUAUGAUCGCGCCGCCGCGUAUCCGUCUUCCGCCGCGAUCUCGGACCGGCUGCUGUUAAAUGCGAUGAGGGACAUCCGCAAUCAAUGUACGAGACUCGGCCAUAUUUGCGAUUAUCGGCCACGGCUAGCUUUUCGCGAUGAUACCCCGCGCAUCAUGGGCCGUAUGGCCGAUGUGAAGACUGAGGGAAAUGUGGUCUGGGAUCUCUCAUCACCGGGAUCAACAAGCGAGGACCGGUCUGGAAACGAUUAUUUCUCUCUUGGAGAUGCCCUCCCGGCCUUUUCGCUAUUGACCUGCGAUGAGGAGCGUGAACGAAAAGCGGAGAUUACCACCCCAGGCACAUACCAUGUUAUUAUGGUCCCGGAUAGCUUCAGCUCAUUACCCGAGUACGCCGACGACGCGGAGAAGCACAAAGCCACUUUCACCGAGUCCGUAUACUCGGUCACGAGUAGUCCCGUGAGCGUGAUCAAAACUGAGAAUGACCCAACCGACGAUCCCAAUGUAGUCAUAUUGAAGACUUUUGAGGAUGUCACCCGACGCUCGUCUUCGACCGGCAGAACCUCAAGGGUAUCGCCAACAUCUGAGAUUUCGGAUCCUUUCUGCUCCCUCUCUCUAUCUCCUAUCAUGGAUUCUUUCCCAUCUCCCGUUCUCGGUGAAGAGCAUGGCUCUUCAUCAUUCCUUGUCGAUUCGCGUAUGGAUCACUCGGCUCGGCAAAGGCAACAGGACUCGACGCUAUUCGCCCAUUUCAGACACGUUGUGUGGAAGCAAUUGUUCCCUCAUGACCGGAGUCUGAAUGACACAUACGGAUUUGACCGCAAUGGCAUGACUCUGAGUGUUGAUUUCCUCGAGCGGGAAGCCGCCCAUUUCCCUCCGCUCUCCCAUGCCAUUAUGACCGUGUCGGCUCUCAGUCUGUCGCACAGCGGCACUGGACAAAAUGUCGAUGCGCUGCAGUAUUACCAGCAAGCAUUCCCUUCCCUCCAGAUCAGCCUACGCAACAACGACGACCUUGUCUCGGACGGUCUUUUCCUAACCCACUUCCUCCUACUAAUCUACGAGGUCGCAGCCGCCGAGCCCCACGGCUCCAACCUCUGGUCCCAUCACAUCUCCCGUCUCCUCCACAUCGCCCUCCUCCGUCGGUCCAGAUUCGGCCGCGAACCACACCCCUUCAUUCUCUGGUGGAUCUGCCACAUCGAUCUUUAUGCCCUGCUCAGCGGUGCAGGAACUGGCGAGUUCGUACGGACUAUCAUGGACAACCAGAUGCUCCCGGGAUCAGAUAGUCUUCUCUACCCUUCUGUGAAUGAGGGAUACAGUGUGAUCUAUCCCGAUGAGCAUGAGAGCUUACCCACUCUCAUGCGCCUUUAUGCCGAUACCUUUUCCUUGGCGACCCAGAUUGGAUUCCUGGGUUCUAGGCUGCGUCAGGAGAAAUUGACAGUCCCCUUCUCUGAAUUCAAUCAGCGAACCAAGGAGAUUGGUGAGCUGCGUCAAGCUCUGACCCGGCUGUGGGAAGCGUCUGAUGUGGCCUAUUGGUAUCAGCGCCAGGAGAGUCUCCCGCGGCGGUCGCAGGAGAUCCUACAGCAGUCGGCAACUUUAUUCCACGUCAGCCAGCUCUUCUCCUACAGCAGCAUGUGGCCUCGCCAACGCCUUGAGUCAGAGUUCACCCCCGACGGCGAAAUCGAUCACCACGCAGCCGAAAUCCUGCGUAUCGCCGAGCAGACGACACAUACCCGUCGCGCCGACCGGCACUUUUUGGUCUUCCCCCUCUUCCUCGCCGGUGCUACCGCAUCAGCUAGUGGCCUGAAAAUGAUGGCCAUGGAAUUAAUGACCAGUAUGGAAGAUGAGGAAGACGGGAUGGGCCGCAAUGCGGCGACUACCCGGGCUAUUUUGCAGACUGUCUAUGAACGCCAGAUGGAUUGUCUGAUGCGAGUGGGCCACACGCUUGAUGUGGAUUGGGCUGAUUUGAUGGCUCAGGAAGGUCUGCAAAUGGUCAAUUUCGGGUUUUAGGUGACUUGGAUCUGGGGUUGUUGGUUUUGGUUUGGGUCAUUGGCGUUUUUUUAUCUUUGCGGGCAUAUUAUCGGGCUUUUGGGCAUCUGUGUGUGUGACUGACUCUUUGAGCUCUUUCUUUUGUUUUGGUCGUGUCUUUUUGAGCUGAGCUUGUUCUUUUUUUGGAUUUUGGGAAGCUUGUAUUAUUUGCAUGAGUGAUGACGGAUGGAAUGUAUGUAUAGAAACGAACACGACUUGUUAAUAAUGUGUCCAUGGAAAGACUACGGCUACUACAGCAUAG
Molecule: messenger RNA, 2851 nt
Organism: Penicillium subrubescens
Lineage: Eukaryota; Fungi; Ascomycota; Eurotiomycetes; Eurotiales; Aspergillaceae
Exons: 8
Coding region: 637-2571 (644 amino acids)
Biological process (GO): positive regulation of transcription by RNA polymerase II
Cellular component (GO): nucleus
Molecular function (GO): transcription cis-regulatory region binding; DNA-binding transcription factor activity
Source: RefSeq, a predicted model, not a curated record